Messenger RNA from Dromiciops gliroides (monito del monte), 1992 nucleotides. RefSeq names its product histidyl-tRNA synthetase 1 (gene HARS1). Gene Ontology annotation, biological process: mitochondrial translation; histidyl-tRNA aminoacylation. The record is from RefSeq and is a predicted model, not a curated record. Gene Ontology annotation, cellular component: cytoplasm; mitochondrion. Bases 74 to 1609 code for a protein of 511 amino acids. Gene Ontology annotation, molecular function: identical protein binding; histidine-tRNA ligase activity; ATP binding. The transcript is spliced from 13 exons. NCBI's taxonomy places the organism in Eukaryota, Metazoa, Chordata, Mammalia, Microbiotheria, Microbiotheriidae.
UGUCUGGGAGCGCAGUCCGCCGGCCGAGCUCGGUGGCCGGAAGUAGUCCGUGACAGCGGCGGCCGUUUCAAGGAUGGCGGAUCGAGCAGCGCUGGAAGAAGCCGUGAGGCUACAGGGAGAGCGAGUGCGGAAUCUCAAGCUGCAGAAGGCGGGCACAGAGCUGAUCGAGGAAGAGGUUGCGAAGCUCCUGAAGCUGAAGGCAGAGCUGGGCCCUGAUGAAGGAAAACAGAAGUUUGUGCUUAAAACUCCAAAGGGCACAAGGGACUACAGCCCGAGGCAGAUGGCUGUUCGAGAGAAGGUUUUUGAUGUGAUCGUCAGCUGCUUCAAACGCCAUGGUGCAGAAGUCAUAGAUACUCCUGUGUUUGAAUUGAAGGAAACACUGACUGGAAAGUAUGGGGAGGACUCUAAGCUCAUCUAUGACCUGAAGGAUCAGGGUGGGGAGCUACUGGCCCUUCGUUAUGACCUUACUGUUCCUUUUGCUCGAUACCUGGCAAUGAAUAAACUGACCAACAUUAAACGCUACCACAUUGCAAAGGUCUACCGGCGAGAUAACCCUGCGAUGACUCGUGGCCGUUACCGGGAGUUCUACCAGUGUGAUUUUGACAUCGCUGGGCAGUUUGACCCCAUGAUCCCUGAUGCAGAAUGUCUGAAAAUCAUCUGUGAGAUCCUGAGUGCACUUCAGCUAGGGGACUUCCUUAUCAAGGUGAAUGAUCGGCGAAUUCUGGAUGGAAUGUUCAAUGUCUGUGGUGUUCCUGACAGCAAGUUCCGUACCAUUUGCUCUUCAGUGGACAAGCUAGACAAGAUGUCGUGGGAGGAUGUGAAGAAUGAAAUGGUGGAAGAGAAAGGCCUGGCCCCUGAGGUGGCAGAUCUUAUUGGUGCCUAUGUGAAGCAGCAUGGUGGAGUGUCCCUAGUGGAGCAGCUACUGCAGGAUCCCAAACUCUCACAGAACAAGCAGGCCCUUGAGGGAUUGGGGGACCUGAAACUGCUAUUUGAGUAUCUGACCUUAUUUGGUAUUACAGAGAAGAUCUCCUUUGACCUGAGCCUGGCCCGAGGACUGGACUACUAUACAGGAGUGAUCUAUGAAGCAGUGCUUCUUCAGACCCCAGCCCGACAGGGGGAGGAACCCCUUGGUGUGGGCAGUGUGGCUGCUGGAGGGCGAUAUGAUGGGCUUGUAGGCAUGUUUGACCCCAAGGGCCGCAAGGUGCCAUGUGUGGGGCUCAGCAUUGGGGUUGAAAGGAUCUUCUCCAUUGUGGAACAGAAGAUGGAGGCUUCUGAAGAAAAAGUUCGGACAACAGAGACCCAGGUGCUUGUGGCUUCGGCCCAGAAGAAGCUCUUGGAAGAAAGGUUGAAGCUUGUUGCAGAACUGUGGGACAGGGGCAUUAAGGCUGAGCUACUAUACAAGAAGAAUCCCAAGCUGCUGACCCAGUUGCAGUACUGUGAGGAGACUGGUAUACCACUGGUGGCCAUCAUUGGGGAGCAAGAGCUGAAAGACGGGGUUGUCAAGCUGCGCUCUGUGGCCAACAGAGAGGAGGUGGACGUUCGGAAAGAAAACCUUGUGGAAGAAAUCAGAAGACGAACAAGCCAAUACUCCCCCCAUCUGCUGAACUGAAGGAAGUCAGUGGAUAAAAAUUGCACUACUUGGAGGCUAGUCCAGCUUCUUCAGUUGCUUUGCACAUUCUGCUCUAGAGGGAAGAAUUCGAGGGAGGGCAAAGCUGAGAUAAUAUUUUAUUGUAAAAUCACUGGCAAGGGUAGCCCAGAGUAUUUAUAACUCCACUUUCUCAAAGACGUUGUUUCCUCCUGAAGCUGCCCAGGACACUGAUAUGGACUGAAGCUUCUCUGGCUGUAUUGGCCCUGGCUGUCACCCCAUGCAUUAUGUAUGUACAGUUGUGUCUCUGUGUUUAUGGCAGAAAAGUCGUGAUGCUGACGUUUCCCACUGACUUUUGUGAAGCUACUUGACUGUGGGUCCAAUAAAAUACCUAAUGCUUCUCUGUU